This is a messenger RNA of Cladophialophora carrionii CBS 160.54, 1260 nucleotides long. RefSeq lists its product as uncharacterized. NCBI's taxonomy places the organism in Eukaryota, Fungi, Ascomycota, Eurotiomycetes, Chaetothyriales, Herpotrichiellaceae. Gene Ontology annotation, molecular function: protein serine/threonine kinase activity; ATP binding. The record is from RefSeq and is a predicted model, not a curated record. Gene Ontology annotation, biological process: peptidyl-threonine phosphorylation; peptidyl-serine phosphorylation. The transcript has a single exon. Bases 1 to 1260 code for a protein of 419 amino acids.
AUGAGUACUCCUCCCCCGACUCCAAGCUCGACUUCAAAUGAGGUAUCAAAACGUCAGCAUAAACAACCCGCCGGCUCAAUGCUGACACCACCAACAUCACCCAGACAGAGUCGGUCCUCCUCGAACAUUUCGGACCUUGCGAUACCAAGCUCGCCGUCAUGCCUUCAUCCUCCACAGCUGUUUCUGGGGGUGAAAAACGCAAACCUCAACCCAAUCGAUACAAGCGUCAUCCAACAGAACGACCCCGUUGAAACAAGUGUAGCCGAAUGUGUGUUCGAUGUCGAGAUCCUCAAAGAUGAGCGUGGCCGAGAUGCAAUUUUCGGGACCGGUGCAUGGAGUGUUGUCUACAAAGCUAGCACUCAAGCCAGGUCGAGAAAUGUCUCAGCAGCACUCACACCACCCCUAUCGCCAACAAGCGUAACACCUGUUAUAGUGGCAGCGAAGAAACCAGCCCGUCGGGACGCGGUGGCUAUCUUGAAGAGCGAGGCCAAGAUCCUGACCUAUUUGCGAAGCGUCCCGGAGAGCGAGAGGUAUGUGGUGCCCUUCUACGGCGUUGUUGACGAAGCGACCAUUGUUUUGGAAGCCAUCCCGUUCAGUCUCGAAGACCACAUACGGAAAUGCGCUGCAAUAGCGGCGCAAAACUUCUCGACGCGGACCAUGAUGGAGCCUGUGGUCGGAACCACCGCGAAGUGGUUCCAGCUUGCACAGCAACUCAUCUCGGCCCUGGCAUGGCUUCACAACAGCGCACAAGUUGUUCACGGUGACAUCAAACCCGGCAAUAUUCUUUUGUCCCGGGUGCAUGGCUCUGGAACUGAGAUUACUUUCGAACCGCUCUUUGCCGACUUUUCCUCCUCCCAGCGACUGGGCGUCGAUGAGACGACGCCAAACACGUUAUCAGCCGUCACGAGAGAGUACACCGCGCCCGAACUGCUGAAUUCGAAAGUCCUUCGCGAUCCAACAUCAACGGCAACGACAGCAUCAGACGUCUUUUCCAUGGCACUGACUUUGCUGGUCGCCGCAACAGGACAGUUGCUUGUCUACUCCGGCUCGGUGUUUCAGCGGCAAGCGAUGGCCACUCAAGGGUGGAUGGUUCUAAGCCAUGUAAGAAACGGGGAAGGAGGAACAAGGGUGCCAAGGUGUGGCAUCGUCGAGAAGCUACUCGAGAGAGCGCUGCUGAAGGCGGAUAUGGGCAGAGUGAGUGCUCAAGAAUGGUUGCGAAUCGUCGAGACUCUUGCGAAGGGAGAGCCAGCAAAGAUCUAA